Oppiella nova is the source of this 1611-nucleotide messenger RNA. Lineage: Eukaryota; Metazoa; Arthropoda; Arachnida; Sarcoptiformes; Oppiidae. The record is from the annotation of a GenBank genome assembly.
AUGAUAAAUGUACGCAAACCUACCGAUGGCACCGACAUCUGUACAACCAAUGAGUGUAAAAUUGCUGGAAGUGCUCUUAAAGAAAACCUUAAUGAUAGUGUCGACCCGUGCCAUGACUUCUAUGCGUUCGCGUGCGGGGGUUGGGAGGCGUCCCAUAGGAUACCCAAUGAUAAGGACAGGUUUAACAGUAUUGAUAUACUCGAUGACAAACUUUUAGAUUUCAUGAGGAUAUCGUUGAGUAAAAACUGGUCGACAAGUGAUUCAAAUGCUGUGACCUAUGCCUCCGAUCUCUAUAAGGCGUGUAUUGAUGAAGAAACACGUAAUGCCCGGGGAAUGACUCCUCUUAUUGAGGCACUGAAAUCAGUUGGCGGGUGGCCUAUAAUGGGACAGUCGGAUGGCUAUAAUGACAGUGAAUUUGAUUGGAAGGACGCGUUUGUCAAACAUGUGAUUAAAUCUGAUUCCUCGCCGGUAUUCGCACUAACAGUAGGCGUCGACGCUAACGAUACUCUUGUCAAUAGGUUUUAUUUUGGGAGAUCUUUCUUUGGAUUACACCGGGAUAUAUUGCUUAAUCCAGAUGAUUACCCUGGUACAAACCAGGCUUACAAGUCUUUUAUACUAAAAUCUGCGCUACUAUUGGGAGCUAAACACAAUCUCCAAACCCAAAGAGAUAUUACUGACAUAAUAAAGUUUGAAACAAAAUUGGCCCAGUUCGCACUUCCAGAGGAAGACAAACAAAAUCCUAUCUUUUGGUACAAUAGGAUGACAUUCAAAGAGUUUAAUGAAUUGACAGACAAUAGAGUCGAUUGGAUGAACAUAACAAACACUGUAUACAACGAGUUGAAUGAAACAAUUCGUAUGAAAGGCAAUGAUUUAGUGAUCAUUCAAGACAUCAAUUACUUUAUAAAUGUGACACAACUGUUGACCACAACUCCUAAGAGAGUAAUAGCUAACUAUUUCGGGUGGGAUUUUGUCCGCCAUAUGGGCGCACAUACGGACAAACGGUUUAGAGAUAUUACCUUUAAAUUCAACCAAAUAUUUACUGAAGCGGAAAAGGAUGUCGAGUUGUGGAGGACUUGUAUGGACAGCAUAUCAACCAAAUUGCCGUACGUUUUAAGCCGUUUAUAUGUCGAGAAACAAUUCACACAAAAUGAUAGACAAGAGGCUAUCAAUUAUAUACGAGAUGUUAAGAAAGCUUAUUACGAGUUGAUUGAAGGGAACGACUGGUUGGACACAAACACUAAAAAUAAUAAACAAAGAGUGAAUCCCAAGAAGUGGCCUGGCUCACCUUCCGAUGUGAACGCUUACCACGACUUCACAUCCAACUCCAUCAUUAUCCCUGCUACAAUCCUUAAGUCGCCGCUUUUCUAUAGCAAAGGACCGGCUGCUGUCAACUACGGGGCCAUGGGAUCGGCUAUCGGACACGAGUUGACGCAUGGGUUGGACGACUCGGGCGUUAAAUACGAUUCAAACGGAAAUCUCAAGAAUUGGUUCACAGAAGAAGCGAAGGAAAGGUUUGACGAAAAGGAAAAUUGUUUUGUCAAACAAUACUCGAAUGAAUACGUACCGGAAGUUGAUAUGAAUUUGAACGGAAGGAAUACUUUGGGAGAGAAU